AAGUCUUCACCUGGCAUUUGACUAGCCAUCCAGAAUUCUAAAAUCGUCAUAGUUAUUCUGGAAACUUCAGAGUUAACUUGCGAAUAUUCUGUGUUUUUUCGAAUCGUGCGAAUAUUAUUCUAUAUUAUCUAUUUUUAUCGUUAACGGAUUGCAAGUUUAAAAUUCUAACGCUUUAUUGAAUAUUAAUUCUCAAUAUGUUUUCGCUUAUGAACGACGAUCCUUUCUUCAAUGGUCCAAUGGAAAGUAUGCGUAGGAUGGAAGCAAUGAUGGACAACAUGAUGUCGCCUUUUGGUCUGUUUGGAGGAGGAAAUCGAAGAGCAGCGAUUGAUAAUCGUGACAAUAGGAGUCACGGCAAUAUGCUCAUGCCAUUUGGUUUUGGAGGCAGCUUGUUUCCUAAUAUGGAUGACAUGUUUGCAAAUUUUAACCAAAUGAGUAAUGAUCCCAACUGUCACAGUUUCACAUCUUCAUCUGUUAUGACCUAUACAACAGAUGAAACAGGACGACCACAAGUCUAUCAAGCAUCUUCCUCUACCAAGACUGCACCUGGAGGGGUGAAAGAAACCAUUCAUUCGGUCCAAGACAGCAGAACAGGCCUACAAAAGAUGGCUAUUGGUCACCAUCUGAAUGAAAAAGGCCAUGUGGUAGAAAAGAAAAAGAAUCGCUAUACAGGUGAUGAAGAAGAAAAUGAAGAAUACAUUAAUUUGGAAGAUGAUGAAGUGGAUCAUUUUGAUAAAGAGUGGCAGGAUAGAGCGCAGGCAUUCAAUGGUAGACGGCCCAUGCGAAAUAUGGUUGGAUAUGAGGAUUAUCAUCACCCAAAAAGAACUCACAGCCAACCUGAAUUGCUUGCUAUUACAGAUGGCACGUCAAGUCCUGAACAUACUGGAGCUGCCAAAAAGAAGACUGGUAAGCACAAGCGCAAAGGAAUUUUUGGGCAUAAAAAAGAUCAUACUAGGCCUUCUCCUUACCAGUGAAUGGACUCUCUGUAUUUAAAUGAAUGUUAGCUCCAUGUUUAGAUAAACUUUUUGGUGUAUAGAGUUAGUGAAAUAUUUGUAUUAAUAGGCCAUUCUCUGUGUUACAAGGGUAGAUAUUUUCCUUCAAUUCAUACUUUUUGUUUAUGUCUGUCUUGUGUUUCCCAAAAUUGUACAUUAUUGUGUUUAAUAAAUAACUUUCUUUUA
Argiope bruennichi is the source of this 1175-nucleotide messenger RNA. RefSeq names its product myeloid leukemia factor 1-like (gene Mlf). Gene Ontology annotation, cellular component: cytoplasm; nucleus. The transcript is spliced from 6 exons. The coding region runs from base 195 to 971 and encodes 258 amino acids. The record is from RefSeq and is a predicted model, not a curated record. NCBI's taxonomy places the organism in Eukaryota, Metazoa, Arthropoda, Arachnida, Araneae, Araneidae. Gene Ontology annotation, biological process: regulation of DNA-templated transcription.